AUGUUUUCGUCGUUGAAAGAAACGGACGAAAGCUCCCGAGAUUCGGGUUUCGGUGAGAUGGACUGUGAUAGUAUGCCCGUGGAUUUCGCCCAUCCAUCUCUUUCAAAAAAAUCGUCAUUCCAAUUCAAAAAUAUGGACAUGGAAAUGGACGAUCUAGUCAUCGAAGAAUCGUUAUCGAUUCAAACCACAAAUAUGAUUUGUUCGAAAAAAGAAGAACUUGAAGUGAAAACGGUACUUAGCAACAUGAGAUCACUACGUAAAGGACUGGCUGAUGUUACGAAUAGCCCGAGAAUUUCUCAAACGGAAUCGCCGAAAUCGCGAAAAUCGGUAUUCGCCAAGCCGCAAUGCCGUGCGAUGAGCAUGCACAACAAUCGUAAAAGGGCUUUGAAGUCCAGUUUUCUGGAGUACAAACGGAAUCGAGUCGAAGAGACCAUCGAGGAGCAUGAGAAUGUUCCGAGCUGUUCCGCAGCAGCCCCACGGCCGGUGGCACGGACUUCCAUGAUGUUCAGAGUUCAGUCGUCGUCCGUGCUUGAAGUCGGCCAUAAUUCUCCUCAUUUCCUUGAAGUGAAAUACCACCUGGAAACCGUCACUACGAACGAUUCGAAAGCGUUCCGCCGUAUUGAUGCACGGACGCUUUCACGACUGAUGAAAUCGAUGAGUAGUCAGGAAUUCGCCGAGAAGUACGUACUGGUCGAUUGCCGUUAUCCGUACGAGUUCAACGGGGGCCAUAUAAAGGGCGCCAUCAACGUCUAUGACACGACAAAAUGCGAGGAGGUGUUCUAUCCGUCCAACUCGCUGCAUCGUGCUGAGAUUCAAGGCCGGAUACCGAUCUUUUACUGCGAGUACAGCCAAAAGCGGGGUCCUUCGAUGGCCCAAACGUUGCGAAGUGUCGAUCGACAACGAAAUGUCGACGUUUAUCCAAAAGUGGAUUUCCCAGAGAUUUACGUCGUCGACAAGGGAUAUCGCAACUUUUUCGAGACAUUCGCAGAUUCAUCGCCGGACAAGGUUGGCCCAUGCCUUCCAUUUUCGCAUUUGUUUGAGCCAUGCAGCUAUGUGGAAAUGUUCGAUUGCCGUUUUGCUCAUCACCUCAAACAGUACAAUUUCCACAAAAAGAGCUGGGGGAACUCGACAUGCUCGAAGAACGUAUCGUAA
This is a messenger RNA of Cooperia oncophora, 1152 nucleotides long. NCBI's taxonomy places the organism in Eukaryota, Metazoa, Nematoda, Chromadorea, Rhabditida, Trichostrongylidae. The record is from the annotation of a GenBank genome assembly.